AUGCCAUUUGCUAUUAAAAGACCUUGGAAUUAUGACGAUGAGGAAAGAGAAUUUGGUCUUCAUCAACCGGCCAAGUUGCAGCGGCGUGGUCCUUUAACAGAUAUCAAUUUGGGGUUAGUAACUCCUCCAACAACUCCGGAAAAGUUGAACAAGCAUAAUUCACUGGUAUCAAUAAAACAGAAUAAUCAGAUAGUGAGAAGGCUUAACUUCACUGAAGAAAUACACUCUCCUUACUCUGAUGCCAAAAAGGUAUUUCUUAGAGGUUCGUCAAACGAAUUUCAGGAUGGUAGCAGGGUCUGUCUUCCAGGAAGAGAGACCGAGGGCAAAUUGUUAAAGAAGUAUAUUGAAGAGUCAUUGAUUGAGCUGCAAUCUACGUCUAUAUACAUUUCUGGUCCUCCCGGUACCGGAAAAACUGCACAAGUGGGUACCAUUAUUCAAUCUCUUACACUUCCGGCCCUUCAGAACUGUGUUCCGGGCACUAAUAUUUACAAUAUUCCGCUGAGAUGUCAUUCCAGAGAUGUGUUACGGAAAUUGCGAGUUGUUAAGAUCAAUUGUAUGACAUUGAAGAAUCCCGAACAGAUUUUUGACAUUUUGGCAAAGAAUUUAGAAGGUUGCAAUCAUCGCACCGGAAAGCUCAACACCAAGAUCGAUCACAUCAGAGAACUUUUAUCCGAUAGAUCGUCUAGUGAUAUGACAAUUCUUGUUUUGGAUGAGAUGGAUAGUGUUAUUAAUAAAUAUCAACAGGCGUUGUUUGAGCUUUUCUCCUGGGCUUCGAAUCUUCCCUCAGUGCAGCAGGAUUCUUUCAAACCUAAUUUGAUUCUUGUUGGAAUUGCCAAUGCCCUUGAUCUUACAGAUAGGUUUCUUCCCAGAUUAAGAAGUAAUAGAAUUAAUCCACGAUUGAUCCAGUUUCUCCCCUAUACUGCUGACCAGAUUCAGCAAGUUAUCACCCAAAAAUUAUACGGCUUGGACGAGGAUUCCAACGGCCAUGGUCUUCCACCAAUUGUUCAUCCAACCGCUAUCAAGUUUUGUGCUAAGAAGGCUGCAGUCAAUACUGGUGAUCUUAGAAAAGCAUUUGAUAUCAUUCAUAGAGCCAUUGAGAUUGUUGAGCAAACUACCAUGAAGAGAAUGCCUUGCAGUAAGUUCACUAGUUUGACCGUUAAUAACGCACCCAAGGUCAUGAUUUCUCAAAUUGCUAGAGUGUGCAGCUCCGCAUUUAAUAUUAACUAUCAAUUGAAACUACAGGCAUUGAACCUUCAAUCAAAAACCAUUCUUUGCUGUCUUUUUAAGUUUGAAGAGAAGCAAGAUACUCCAUAUGUGGAUAUGUUCAAGAAGGGAGCUGGUAGACGUAGGAGUCUCAACAAGAUAAUCCCAUCGAUCAACAACUUCUUUGAAUUCUAUAACAGACAUCUCAAAAUGGUCGAUAGAAUGCUAAGUACUUUGAGAAGAGGUGAAUUUCUGGAAGUGUUGAGCACUUUAGAGUCUAAUUCUCUCAUCAAUCUUACUUUUCUUGCGGAUAAGUCCGGUAAGUUCAUGACAUCCAACGUUUCUAACACCCUAGGCAAUGGAAGUGGUAGUCCUCAAAAAGGAGUGGUUACCUUUGGUAACUACAAAAUCUCUACCAAUGUUCCGAAGAGUGAACUUGUGAAAUCUAUCGGAGACAUUGAACUCCUCAGAAAGAUCAUGAGUGCUCCAAUUGCUUCAGAAUAG
Molecule: messenger RNA, 1707 nt
Organism: Brettanomyces nanus
Lineage: Eukaryota; Fungi; Ascomycota; Pichiomycetes; Pichiales; Pichiaceae
Exons: 1
Coding region: 1-1707 (568 amino acids)
Biological process (GO): mitotic DNA replication checkpoint signaling; DNA replication initiation; cell division
Cellular component (GO): nucleus
Molecular function (GO): ATP hydrolysis activity; DNA replication origin binding
Source: RefSeq, a predicted model, not a curated record